Molecule: messenger RNA, 1495 nt
Organism: Harmonia axyridis
Lineage: Eukaryota; Metazoa; Arthropoda; Insecta; Coleoptera; Coccinellidae
Exons: 4
Coding region: 272-1321 (349 amino acids)
Source: RefSeq, a predicted model, not a curated record
AUUGACGUAAAUAAUUCUUAGCGCAUAGUAGUGUCAAAGACAUUGAUAAACCGCUUAACGUCUUUCCAGAACAUCUCGAAGGAAGCGCAAAUAGCCCAGAACACCUCUACAAACAUUCCUUCAUAAACAAGCUACGGCGCUGGUCCACAUAUAUUGAUCUUCGAAUAAGUUGAGUGGGACUUCAUCUCAAUCGGGUAAAAAUGCCGGAUCUGCACGAUUAAGAAGUGUUUUUAAAUACGCGAAGAAACUCGGGGGGCCCCACAGUUUUAGCAUGACAGCAGCAGAAAGGGCCGAAAACCAACUGACGCCCCAAACUCCAGUGUUGACUGUCGCCUGUCGAAUUCUCAGAUCUCCUUCACACGAAUCGGUGACAACGGACCUGUCUUUGUUUUCCGUGUCGUCGUCAGCUUCUGACGCCCAUGGAAGGAAGAUCCUGAGCUUUGGCAAAUGUGAUAAUGCGUUCAUAAGGGGACACAGUCCUAAUCCAGACCAUAAGGACCACAACAAGCAACCAGAUAUACCAGAAAUUCUGUGGUUCGAGGAAGAAACGGAAUUAAUAAGAAGUUGUGCCGCCCUUUCAUCUGCUGUAGGUCUACAAAAAAGUUUCAGUACUAGCGAUAUAAGUCAAUUGCCUUCUCCUGAAGAUGGUCCUAAUUUGCCUGGUAUUCGUAAUGCUGUCUCCGAGUUGGCCUUGAAUUCUCUACAAAGAUCUGGUUUUUUGUUGGAAAAUGCCAGAUUGGACUACACGUCCAGAUCUUGCUCAACAUGGGUUGCAGUAGGAGAUAUUGCGUCCACUUCACAGCUGCCUUCACCUCAUGGUGGUCACUCAAAUACAGCUUCCCACCAUGCGCAGACGAGUACUCCUCCUCCACCUGUUUUUACGGCGGCAGACUUCAUAAGAUCAGUGAACAAGAAGGUGAGGCAAAAUUACAUUAAGAGACGUUUGCUCACAACCUACAAGGCACUAGAGCGUCUAUCACAAAGUGAGUUCAAUUUAGAUCGAUUGGAAGUGGCCCCCUCGACAGCUGCAGCUAGUAUAGCAACAACUGAUUGCAGCCAAUCGAUGCACGUUGGAUCUUCGUCACGUUUGACGGUACCAGGUACUAGCCCUAUAUUGAAACCCCCAACUCCAACAAACAGUACUGAUGCAGCUAUGCUGAGAAUUGCCAAACAGAAAGCUAGUAAGAAUUUACCAUUAACGAUAAGAGAUGUUGAAAGAGAACGAGGAAAACCUCUGUCGAAGUAUGAAAGGAAUAUGAUGGUCUUCAACUGGCUUCACACAUUAGAUGACAAUGCCUUUCCAGUUGAGGGCAUACAGUGAUUAUUCGCCUAAUAUUUACAUUCUCUUAAGCAUUUAUUAUGAAACUAUGAAACUUAUUGCUCUUGGUGUGAUCUGAAACGAUAUUAAAGUUAUUGUCAAUGUUACUCCAUUGGAGAUGUUGUAUACUAAUAUACUCUCUAUCAUAUCAAUAAACAUGAACUUGUUUUACCUUUU